AGAGAGAGAGAGAGAGAGAGAGCAGAGCAUAAUACACAAUAGAGGAAACCAGACACAGGAAGUUUUUGAAAAACAGAGGAAACGUCUUUUUGAAAAACCGAAGAGAAAGAAGAAAAAUUGCUGUGGGGAGGGAAAAUGAAGGAAGUUGUGUUGUCAGUGGAUGAUCUACAGUCAACUUUAUCUACAGCUCACUGCAGAAUUUGCCACGAAGAAGAAUUCGAGAGUCGCAAGAGCCUUGAAGCUCCUUGUGCUUGCUCAGGAACCGUUAAGUUCGCGCACAGAGAUUGUAUACAGAGGUGGUGUAACGAGAAGGGAAACACAAUCUGUGAAAUAUGUCUCAAGGAAUAUGGACCUGGAUAUACAGCAGUAACUCUAGCUUCAAAGAAGUCUCAGCUAAUUGAAGCAGCAGUUACCAUUCGAGAUAGCUUGGAAAUUCCAAGAAGAGAUCAUGGCCCACGAAACCCAAGAUUAGUGGCCAUAGCUGAGGGAGUGGCGAUGGAAGCUGAAUUUUCCGAAUGCACUUCUGCUGCUGAUAGAGGCGCAUCUUGUUGCAGGACAUUGGCUUUCACAUUUACAGUGCUUUUGCUUCUUAAACAUAUCUUUGCCGCGGUAACUGCUGAAACUAAAGAUUACCCUUUCACACUGUUUACGGUAUUGAUUUUAAGAGCAGGUGGAAUUGUACUCCCCAUGUACGUAUUGAUUCGGACAAUCGCAGCCAUUCAAAGAAGUAUUAGGCGACAGUAUCACGGAUACGAUGAUGAAGAUGAUGAUGAUGAUGAUGACGAGCACGAUGAUGGCAUUUCAACCUUCCAAGAAGAUGAAAAUCAGCAGCGACAGCAACGGAAUAUGGUUUAAUCCUAAAAUGAUUCUCACAUUUUUUUUCUUUCCUGAAAUUUCAACGAGCAUUUACUGUGCUCAUUUUGUCCAAAUCCCACUCCCUCUUUUUUUCCCAUGCAAAAAAUUAAAAAAAAAACAAAACAAAAAGUAUUCAUUUUUAUUCAAGUCUAGGAAGAAAAAAUGCAAUUGUAUCUGUACAGUCUUAAUCUUGGAUUUAAGUAGAAGUACAGAAACUCUAUUUGCCCAACUACCCAGAAUAGAAAUUAGCAACAGUGUAACAUCAACUUUUGUAA
This is a messenger RNA of Carica papaya (papaya), 1130 nucleotides long. It is a transcript of the gene PIT1, whose product is annotated as RING/FYVE/PHD zinc finger superfamily protein. The record is from RefSeq and is a predicted model, not a curated record. Lineage: Eukaryota; Viridiplantae; Streptophyta; Magnoliopsida; Brassicales; Caricaceae. Gene Ontology annotation, cellular component: membrane. Gene Ontology annotation, molecular function: ubiquitin-protein transferase activity; zinc ion binding. Gene Ontology annotation, biological process: protein ubiquitination.